Messenger RNA from Pteropus alecto (black flying fox), 2765 nucleotides. RefSeq names its product SH3 domain binding glutamate rich protein like 2 (gene SH3BGRL2). The record is from RefSeq and is a predicted model, not a curated record. Bases 209 to 532 code for a protein of 107 amino acids. The transcript is spliced from 4 exons. Gene Ontology annotation, cellular component: cytoplasm. Lineage: Eukaryota; Metazoa; Chordata; Mammalia; Chiroptera; Pteropodidae.
UCGCCGCUUAGCCAACUCCCUCGGCCGGCGGCCGGGAGGCGCUGAGCUUUUAUCACGGACCCGGCGAGAGGGAUCCAGAUCCGGGCGAUCUUACCCGAAGGGAGCGCUGUGCCCGGUGCGGCCGCUGUUCUCAGCUGAGUUCUGCCUCCGCGUCUGUGCCAGCCUAGAGCCGGCAGGGGCAGACGGUGCGUCCCAGCACGGCGAGAGGAUGGUCAUCCGCGUGUUCAUCGCCUCCUCCUCCGGCUUCGUGGCGAUAAAGAAAAAGCAACAAGAUGUGGUUAGAUUUCUGGAAGCCAACAAGAUAGAGUUUGAGGAAGUGGAUAUCACAAUGUCAGAAGAACAGAGGCAAUGGAUGUACAAAAACAUCCCCCCAGAAAAGAAGCCCUCUCAAGGCAACCCUCUGCCACCUCAGAUAUUUAAUGGUGACCGAUACUGUGGCGAUUAUGACAGUUUUUUUGAAUCAAAGGAAAGCAACACAGUCUUUUCAUUCUUAGGCCUGAAAUCACGGUUGGCAUCAAAGGGAGAACCUUAGAGAAGACAAGUAGAAGAUGACGGAGAUGCAUUUUGGAACACUCCCCUGGUACUCAGCACACACCUGCUUACCUAAUGCAUCACUGUGACAAAAGCCACAUGCUUCAUCAAUAACUUUGCUUGCAUUUGGAAGAGGUGUUUUUGGAAGACGUGGGUAUAGAUUGCAUGAUUGCUCUAAACCAAAUCAGAAUUAUAGUGGGUUUCUUCUUAUUUUCAGAAUGCCUGCAGUUGGCUCAGUCACCUAGAGGUACUGUAACCUGUUACAGGUGUGCUUUCUUAAUACUGAAAGAUAAGUGGGUAGCUUUAUCAGAGUCAAAAUGUUGAAUCUGUCCUAGGUUAUAGUUGAUGCCAGUAUUGCUCAGACCUUCUCUUUAAGCUGCCUGGAUUGUGUCCUUAAAAUUAGUCUGCUAGGCUGUUAGAAUCUUUUGAUCAGAAAGAAGAAAAAGAAAUGCUGAUUGACAAAGGGAUGAAGAUUUUUGCUGCAGAAUCGAAUGCCACUAUUAUAGUGCUUUGUAAUAACAUUUACAGAAAAAGUUGGAUGUUCUACCCUCUUUUUGGUAAUGUAAAUUCUUACUCACAUAAAUCCUCCAAGCUUCUACAGAUGUUUCCAGAAAUCACUGUUGUAACAAUGUGUGAUAAGAACUAAGUUAUAGGGAUGAGAAUAAUUGCUGUUUUGGAAAAUAGAUGCUUCUUUAUCUCUUGCAAGGGGGAAAUUUCACCUAAAUGCAUAAGAGUGCUUAAAAGAUACAUUUUAAGAAAUACACUAAUUAGUAAAUUUAUAGGAAAAAUAUCUGACACAUAUCUGAAGACAUUUUCAGCUCUAGCAACUCACGUACAGGUGCACAUAUAUUUUUAAAUGAAGCUCCCCUAAUAGCUGUUUAUCCUAUUUUGAGAAGGGAUUAUAUUUUUUUGAGAAAGGAAGAUCUUGGUUAGAUAUAUUUUGUGAACCCUUGAUGUGGCAUAUUAAAAGAUGCUAAUACCGCUGUACACUUUAAAUUUUUUUUCUGUGUUAUUUUUUAUUGGUUCUCUAAUUUUGCAACUUAUAUUUCUGGCCAAUGCAUAGCCCCAGAUUUCAGAGUAAUGUAGUUACAUGUUCUCAUUUCAUAUAUGAGCCCAGUGAGUUUUCAAAGCAGCAUAGAGUUUAUAGUUGCCAAACAUGGAAACAGUCUUGAAUAGGAUAAACUAUCAGAGGGCUGCCUAAAAUAUUCUGCUAUUCUCUGCAUCCUGAUGCUGGGCCUGCCGUUUAGAUUCUGAGCAGAAAGUUUGUAAGAAAUUGAAAGAACAGAAGAAUGAAAGCCCUGUUACAUGUGUUCUCUCAUCCUCCAACUUGCUUAAUGUGGACUAGUCUAAAGAACUUGUUGAAUGCUAACGCUGAAAUCCCAGCCUGAGAUUUGCAGCCCAGGACUGCAACUAGAAGAAAAGCAUGCCACAGAUUUCUGCCUGACUGGAACAGCCCACAAUUUUCUCUGCAGGGAAAGCUGUUGUGAAAUCAUGGCUAUUACUGCUUAGUUGGCAUUAAAUAAGAUCCAGGUCGAAUUCCGUUUGAUAAAUCCCAGGGACUAUCCAGGAAUUUUUUUAAACUGGAUAUUGUGUUUGAGUAUGUGAGUAUUCUGAUAAGACUUAGAAUUUUUUUUUCAAGAUACAGCAAUUAAAAGUUUAAUGUUACAGUGAUCUAACAUAUAUUUAGUCUACUCUUGCCAGUGAGCACCAAGAACCAAAUUGGUAAGACUGAGGCUUUGCAGUCUAAAUUCUGGGGUUAUAGGAUCAGCACUGUAUUUGCUAGACAAAGAAAGCUACUCAGAUUUGUCUUAAAACUUUUAAAUUACUAUGGUUAUGAUAGGCCCAGUAUGAUUCUCCUAGACAGACCAGAUGGAUAGUAGUGUUAACUUACUACCACAGUUACACAUCAUCUACUCUCCAGCCCACUUUUUUUUUUUUUAUCAGCAAAGAAAUAGGAGAGGCCAGCCCUUGCUGGUGCUUUACUUGUUAUGAGUGAUCUAGAAGCACGAUGUGUGGCAUUAACACAGUACCCAGGCUCUGCAGAGUACUGAGGGAUUGCCUUUUGGGACCACACUAUGUUCAGAGAGUAUUUUGUCCUUACUUGUACCAUUUUACCAGUUGAAUUCCAAACAUUCAAUGAUUUUCUUGUUCCCUUCUUUAACUAGCUCUUUCAACUGGGAUUCACAUAGUCUUGAAAGCAUAGGAAAGAAGUGGAUGAGAAUUAUAGGCAUAGA